CGAGAAAAGAUUAGCAUUAUGGAUCUUGGAGAGACCGAGAUGAUAAUUGGCUACGAUUGGUUGUUGAAGCACAACCCUGCCAUCGAUUGGCAAAAGAAGACAUUACUCAGCCGAGAGCCUGUGCACAAGGUUACUGGAGUACGACACGAGACACGCCCGACGAAUCAGCGCGCAACCCAGGACGGGAGAUUCGGCAUGAUCUCACCGCAUAAGAUCGCGAGAAUCUAUGCGAAGGACCCUCAGAGAGUAGGAGUCAUUUGGAUACGGCAGAUCGCGACCACGAAGGACAGAUCGGUACCACAGUUGGCG
Bipolaris sorokiniana ND90Pr is the source of this 309-nucleotide messenger RNA. RefSeq lists its product as uncharacterized. The annotation marks the transcript as partial. The transcript has a single exon. NCBI's taxonomy places the organism in Eukaryota, Fungi, Ascomycota, Dothideomycetes, Pleosporales, Pleosporaceae. The record is from RefSeq and is a predicted model, not a curated record.